AUGGAGAAAUGCCCCGGAGUCACACUGGCCAAUAUUGACAACUGGUUUAUAGAUCACGAACAGACAGAAGUAGUGGAGGGCAAGGGCCCGUUCUCUUUCAAUGAUAAUAUGAAUUCAGACGCUGGGGCCUUAAUUAGCCAUUUGCCUGACGAGUCUCGACUACUGACCGUCUGGUGGUCGAUCAUUACUCCGACCUCCGCCUGGGCGAGCUGCCCUCAUCGUCGUCCUCCAAUGAACCCCCAUAUCUCCGUUCCCCGGCAGCAUGCUGGGCCAGCACAAUUCGGCGGUGCCUCGCCGCAGAAUAGAAACCCAUUCAUACGGAUGCCGCAGAUUUUUGGCCGCUUGUUCAAAGUCUCACAGAUGGACUUUGAGAUGGCCAUUUGGGAGAUGACAUCUCUUGUUAUUGCACCUAAAAAGGUGUUCAAAUCCAUAAACGUUGGUCUCCCCUUGCAAUGCAUCCAUAGAAAGUCAUGGCCUAAUGAGACCUGUCUAGAAACCAAAAACACCUGGCACCGGCCCGAUCCAUCGUUCAGCUACCUAUUCUCCUUAUUCUUAUAUUUAACCGGCCUGGCAUGGGGCUUUGCCUAUAAACCGUCGUUUGUUUCUAUGAAUGGCCUCGCCAUAGCAUUCGUCCUUCUCCAUUUCCUCGGAGCCUCCCUCGUGAUUUCGACAAUAAUGUACUUCACUGUUGGCCGGAUAUUCGGUCCCAAUGGUCCUGCCGCCACGAUCAGUGAGUGGAGGGGAACAAGGUCGUCAUUAGGCCGUAUGAGACGACGGGCACCGGCCCAGGGCCUUUUUGGGUUAUCGGUAGAUAAAGAGCAUGUCGAAUUUGGAUACUGCUUUGAUGUGAGCCUCCUUCCAGCUUGUUCAAACUGA
This is a messenger RNA of Nannizzia gypsea CBS 118893, 876 nucleotides long. RefSeq lists its product as hypothetical. The record is from RefSeq and is a predicted model, not a curated record. The transcript is spliced from 6 exons. Gene Ontology annotation, cellular component: Golgi membrane. The coding region runs from base 1 to 876 and encodes 291 amino acids. NCBI's taxonomy places the organism in Eukaryota, Fungi, Ascomycota, Eurotiomycetes, Onygenales, Arthrodermataceae.